Messenger RNA from Neogale vison (American mink), 2244 nucleotides. RefSeq names its product solute carrier family 46 member 2 (gene SLC46A2). The transcript has 4 exons. The record is from RefSeq and is a predicted model, not a curated record. NCBI's taxonomy places the organism in Eukaryota, Metazoa, Chordata, Mammalia, Carnivora, Mustelidae. Gene Ontology annotation, cellular component: membrane. Gene Ontology annotation, biological process: transmembrane transport. Gene Ontology annotation, molecular function: transmembrane transporter activity. The coding region runs from base 48 to 1475 and encodes 475 amino acids.
CACACUCGCGCUCUGGGACCGCAUCCCGCCCCUCUCCGAGAGUCCUCAUGGGGCCCGAGGCCGCCUGCCCAGGGAGGGGCCUCCUGUCUGGCCUCCAGGUGAGGACCUGGAUCGAACCCGUGGUGGCCUCCACGCAGGUGGCCGCCUCCCUCUACGAGGCGGGGCUGCUCCUCGUGGUGAAGGCGUCCUUUGGAGCCGGGGCCUCCUCCAACCACAGCACCAGCCCGUCGCCCCGGGACGCCCUGGAGGACCAGCAGCAGAGGGCCAUCUCCAAUUUCUACAUCGUCUACAACCUCGUGGUGGGCUUGACGCCGCUGCUGUCUGCCUACGGGCUGGGCUGGCUCAGCGACCGCUACCACCGCAAGAUCUCCAUCUGCGUGUCCCUGCUGGGCUUCCUGCUCUCCCGCCUCGGGCUGUUGCUCAAGGUGCUGCUGGACUGGCCGGUGGAGGUGCUGUACGGGGCAGCGGCGAUAAAUGGGCUAUGCGGCGGCUUCUCCGCCUUCUGGUCCGGUGUCAUGGCCCUGGGCUCCCUGGGCUCCCCCGAGGGUCGCCGCUCUGUGCGCCUCAUCCUCAUCGACCUGAUCCUGGGUGUGGCAGGAUUCUGCGGGAGCAUGGCCUCUGGGCAUCUCUUCAAACAGAUGCCUGGGCACUCCGGGCAGGGCCUGGUGCUGACCGCCUGCAGCGUGAGCUGGGCUGCUUUUGCGCUUUUCUACAGCCUCUUGGUCCUGAAGGUCCCUGAGUCGGUGGCCAGAUCCAGCAGGGCGGUCCCUGUGGUGGACACGGUAUCUGGCACGGUUGGCACCUACCGUGCCCUGGAUCCCGAUCAGUUAGACAAGCAGAGUGUGGUGGGGCACCCUCCAGCCCCUGGGAAGGCACAGCCCCCAAGGACUAUCAUUGCCCUGCUCUUUGUGGGUGCCGUCGUAUAUGACCUGGCUGUGGUGGGCACCGUGGACGUGAUGCCCCUUUUCAUGCUAAGGGAGCCUCUCAGUUGGAACCAAGUGCAGGUGGGCUAUGGCAUGGCUGCAGGGUACACCGUCUUCAUCACCAGCUUCCUGGGCGUCCUGGUCUUCUCCCGCUGCUUCCAGGACACCACCAUGAUCAUGAUCGGUAUGGUGUCUUUUGGGUCAGGAGCCCUCCUCUUGGCGUUUGUGAAAGAGACAUACAUGUUCUACAUUGCUCGAGCCGUCAUGCUGUUUGCGCUCAUCCCCAUCACAACCAUCCGAUCGGCAAUGUCCAAACUCAUGAAGGGCUCCUCUUAUGGAAAGGUGUUCGUCAUCCUGCAGCUGUCCCUGACUCUGACCGGGGUGGUGACCUCCACGGUGUACAACAAGAUCUAUCAACUCACCAUGGAAAAGUUUGUUGGCACCUGUUUUGCUCUCUCCUCCUUUCUCUCCUUCCUGGCCAUCAUCCCAAUUGGCAUCGUGGCCUAUAAACAAGCCUCGUGGUUGCAAUACGGUGACAUCACGGUGACAUGAUGGUGCUGACCUACGGGAGCUGUGAGGACCAGCAACAGCGGGACCCCUUUGAAGGCAAAGGAUGGAACUGAGUGCUGGUGACCAAGGCAACCCACCACCCCCAAACCCCGAGUUCAAGCCAGAGUUGGCCUCGGAAUGACCCGCUCUGGCUCUGAGGUCCCUGGUGGGUGGGGGAACAGCACUUUCUUGGUGAUAGAAAAACUUUCUCAGUUUUCAGAUGUCCCUGCUAAACAGAGAUUGGGUUCAGGACGCAGGAGAGUGUGAACAUUCAAAGGUUAUAUGUAGGCUGCAUACACAGUCACACCAGAUGCACCCAGGGCUUCAUAUGGCAGCCCCCUUUCUUCCAGGAGCUGUCACCGGGGCUCCAAGGUAUGGCUAACCAGUCACCCACGCGCUGCGCUGGGAGGCCCACAUGAGAACUCCAACCAAAGCACACAUUUUCAAUAACCUAAGGGGAACACAGAGGGGAUGUUUUAUAAGAACUCCCAAUGUUUUAGGAGAUUUGGGGCUCCGGCUCUUGGAUUCAGGGUGGUUUUAUUGUUGUUGGUACUGUUGCUUUUAAGAAGCGAAUAUCAAAAGACUUUCUUUAGUGGAAUAUUAUAUUGAAUAUUUCCAGUCAACAGUACUCCCCCCAGUGGGUGGUGUGAAGGGAGAGGGGAGAGGAGAUGUGCUAAGAGUCAUUUUAUGUCAAGGUACCUAUUUUUAUAGGGUAUUUUACUUACAUAGAGAAAAGCAGACUCACUUCCUAAUAAAAUGGACAUUUAUUGUA